Molecule: messenger RNA, 2382 nt
Organism: Pseudophryne corroboree (corroboree frog)
Lineage: Eukaryota; Metazoa; Chordata; Amphibia; Anura; Myobatrachidae
Gene: SMNDC1
Product: survival motor neuron domain containing 1
Exons: 6
Coding region: 153-869 (238 amino acids)
Biological process (GO): mRNA processing; regulation of alternative mRNA splicing, via spliceosome
Cellular component (GO): nucleus; cytoplasm; precatalytic spliceosome
Molecular function (GO): RNA binding
Source: RefSeq, a predicted model, not a curated record
UGGUCCCGGGGUGCCUCCCGGUACCGGACACACGGGGAGGGCGUGGAGCGGUGCGGGGGAAACCUGAGGGGAGAUGAGAGGACGAAGAGCGGCCUGAGGCCUAAUUUCCGGCGAAGCCUCCAGCACAGGCCGUAACCGCGUCCCGGGCACUGAUGGCUGAAGAACUGGCAAAACAGCUAGCUGGCUACAAAGCCCAACUGCAGCAGGUGGAGACAGCGCUAACAGCCAAUGGAGAGAAUGAGGACCUGCUGAAGCUGAAGAAAGAUUUACAGGAAGUUAUCGAAUUAACUAAAGACCUUCUGUCAUCACAACCUUCCGAAGCCCCCGACAGUUCAGAUGACGUCACUUCCGCAGGCGGCAGCCAUUCCUGGAAAGUGGGGGAGCGGUGUAUGUCCGUUUGGAAUGACGAUGGACAGUGGUACGAGGCUGAGAUCGAAGAGAUAGACGAGGAGAACGGCACAGCGGCCAUCACCUUCAUGGGUUAUGGAAACGCCGAAGUCAUAUCGCUGCUGAACCUGAAGCCGUUGGAGGAGGGACGGAAAGCCAAGGAGGACAGCAGCAGUCUUCCUAUGUCUAAGAAAGAAAUGAUUGCGCAGCAGAGAGAGUACAAGAAGAAGAAAGCCUUGAAGAAAGCGCAGAGGAUAAAGGAACUGGAGGCGGAGCGAGAAGACCAGAAAUCUAAGUGGCAGCAAUUCAAUAACAAGGCGUAUUCUAAAAACAAGAAGGGACAGGUGAAAAGAAGCAUCUUUGCCUCCCCCGAGAGCGUCACCGGCAAGGUCGGAGUGGGCACGUGUGGCAUUGCGGACAAACCGAUGACACAGUACCAAGACACUUCCAAAUACAACGUGCGGCACUUGAUGCCGCAGUAACACGCGUCAGACCCCCAGACCGGCAUUUACCUUUUUAUUGUUCUAUUUUUCUAAAACUAAAUUAUUUGUUGUCCUCUGAGGGAUCAGCUCGGCUCUGUGAUCAUUACUUGGUGUGAAGUGUGAGGAUGCUGGAAACUAGGGAGGCAGGUUUUGUGCUACUUCCACCCCCCGCGCAGAGCCCUGUGUGUAAUUUAUGAGGCUGCAUUAUGGAGCAUUUAACUCCUACCCAUCACCUAUAUGCAGCUGGGGGAGGGGGCUUCAUCCCUAUGAGAAAGCAACCUGUUUAUUCUUUGCGAUCUAGUGACACAACUGAGGCACAUGGCACCGCAGACCUCAUGCCUCUAAUAUACCUAGAAAAGCGACAGUCGUUUAGUGAGCAGAACCAGUGUUCAGCUGAUAUCCACUUUGACACUCUAACAAUCCCGCUGAUGAUACGUUCUUUGUGAUCAGGUGAAGGUUACACGCCUGCAGACUUUUCCAAAUUGCCGUGAGGCGGUGCAACGGGUGUCCGAGAAUUGUCAUUUCUCAAGUGACUCUCUUUUUUGUUUUGUUUUUUUGAGCGGGGAGUUAAGGAAUUCAGCAAAUUUGUUGGACUCUGUUCUGUAGAGUCUUUUGAAGCUCAGUUUUUUAUCUCCUAGAAAGUGUUUUUUGUUUUAUUUGGUCUGGAAGUGCAUCAGCAAGUGCACUGUAGCAAAAUCUGCGCUGCAGCUCCCAUUAGCGCGAUGUAAAAACAUGGUCGGGGUUCCGGGGGCACCCUACAGGAAUCCACGGGAAAGUAGUUUGUUUAAUGAACAAAUAUUCUAUUUUUUGGGUCACCUGUUCUUCACACAGAGCUCAGUUCAAACCUGGAAUUGGUUUCUUCGGGAGAGAGCUGGUAGCCUGGUGUGUUUUGUAGAUAACAUUUCUGUAUAUAUGUGUAGUUGGUUGUGUGAUGUUCCAGUCCAUGGGCAAAGAUUGACCUGUCCUCCGUUCUUGUGUAAAUAGGACGCCUGUACCCCCUGUAUUAAUGAUACCCUGUACAGAUUCCGAGAGGUUUCCCCUGCGAGUCAGCAGUUUGGUUGCACAACAAUGACUCAGUCCAGAUGCUAAGGAGCCAUCUUCUCAUUUUUUGUUUUUGAAUAGUCCUAUCCAGCCCUCCUAGUUCUUGUCAGCUUACUAUAUGGCUCUUAUUGUAUGAGACCGUCCCAUAUUUAUCCUCGCUCAUCUGCGGCGAAUGUGAGACGGCAUUUCAUAAUUUCCUGCCUCGUCUAGGAGAACGCCAUGCAGUGUGAAAGGGGCAGUUGGGGGGGUAAUUAGCAAGGUUUAACUUCCACAUCUGCAACAAGCAGGUAAACUAUUAUAUUGCUGGAUGGUGACUUUUGUAUUACAAGUGUGAUUUUCAGUUUUGUAUGUAUCUUUUUAUGAAAUAAAAUAUUUUAAAAGCCACAAAACACACACACCACUACAUCAGGGCCUACAAAAGUCACAGUAUUUUGUAACAUCGUGCAAUAAAUGCAAACUUCCGUGUACCGUA